ACUGGUAGACAAGCGGAAACGUCACUUCUAGCCCCCUCACACAAAUCCUCGAUCUCCCCACUCCACCUCCACCGCCCACCGGCUCACAGCAGAAACCAAUCACCGCAGAGACGGCGGAGGAGCUAUGUUCAGGGACGUGUCGGCAUGCAAUACAUACAACUACGGCGACGCCCUCUACUGGGACGCCCGUUACAUCCAAGAUGCCAACUCUGGUUCCUUUGAUUGGUACCAACGCUAUUCUGCGCUCCGCCCUUUUGUUCGUAAAUACAUCUCUCUUACGUCCCGUGUUCUCAUGGUGGGCUGCGGCAAUGCCGUUAUAUCAGAGGACAUGGUUAAGGAUGGUUUUGAAGAUAUUAUGAAUAUAGAUAUAUCAUCAGUGGCUAUUGACAUGAUGAGAAAGAAAAUGAUUUUUGUUUCUUUGACACACGUCGACAUGCAAAUGGAUGUUAAAGAUAUGAGUUUCUUUCCUGAUGAAUCAUUUGAUAGUGUCAUAGACAAAGGGACUCUUGAUUCAUUGAUGUGUGGCACUAGUGCUCCCAUUAAUGCUGCUCAAAUGUUGGGGGAAGUGAGCAGGCUUCUUAAACCUGGAGGAGUUUAUAUGCUGAUAACAUAUGGUGAUCCUACUGUGCGGAUGCCACAUAUAAAUCGACCAGUUUACAAUUGGAAAGUUGAAUUAUAUGUUAUACCUAGACCUGGAAAUCAAAAGCCAGCUGGUUCUACUUCUCUGAAGUCAUACUUGGAACCCGUUCCUAUGACAGAGAAAGGUCUACUCCCGGCAGAUUAUACUUUGGAAGAUCCCGACUCCCAUUUUAUAUAUGUGUGUAAGAAGGCUGAUGAUCCAACUGCUGUCAGCCACGGAUCUAGCAAUUCUUUGACUGAUGAUACACUACGGAGAUAACAAAUAGACCCUUAGUGAUGUAAGUUUUCUUCACUUCAUGCACUGAUAUUAAGUGUUCUAGCCAAAUAAGUCACGAGGAGGUCUCUGAAUGUAUUGGAAGCCGUACUGAUGAUAAUGUAGUUCUUGAUAAUUGGAUAGAAGGUCAUUUAAGAAAAGAAUAAUUGGUUGUUGUUGUGCUAAUAUCAGCUCAGAUUUGACUCCUCCAAGCCUGUUGUCUGUGCCUAUGUGAAUUAAUAAAGGACAAUGUUUAAUUCUUCUCAGUCAAUGAAAUGCAUAAUUCCUUUUCGUUAA
Messenger RNA from Olea europaea var. sylvestris, 1189 nucleotides. RefSeq names its product methyltransferase-like protein 13. The transcript is spliced from 8 exons. Gene Ontology annotation, molecular function: S-adenosylmethionine-dependent methyltransferase activity. NCBI's taxonomy places the organism in Eukaryota, Viridiplantae, Streptophyta, Magnoliopsida, Lamiales, Oleaceae. The record is from RefSeq and is a predicted model, not a curated record. Bases 125 to 898 code for a protein of 257 amino acids.